UCGCCCACGAGUCGACGACCGCGGCGCAGCAAGUUUACGUGGAAACACCUCUCGACCCUCGCACAUUCGGCCACAAAUUGUCCAUUGCGCGUGAUCGCGCACAUUGAUUUGGAUGCCUUUUACGCGCAAUGCGAGAUGGUCCGGCUGGGCAUAGACAAGGACCAACCUCUGGCGGUACAGCAAUGGCAGGGUCUCAUCGCCAUCAACUACCCGGCUCGGGCAUAUGGUCUCAACAGACAUGUCACCAUUACCGAGGCGAAGGAAAAGUGUCCGGAUAUCAUCUGUCAGCAUGUGGCGACGUGGAAGGAAGGUAAUGCUACGUGGGAAUAUGCGGAUGAUGCUUUCAAGGAGAUUGCUAUUCGAAAGGUCAGCUUGGAUCCGUAUCGGAUUGAAAGCAGAAAGAUUUUGAAGUGUAUUAAGGAUACUUUGCCUGCUGAUAAGCAGAGGGUGGAGAAGGCGAGUAUUGAUGAGGUGUUUUUGGAUUUGUCUGCUCAGGUUCAUGGGAUUCUGUUGGAGAGAUAUCCGGGAUUGAAGGGACCGCCGCCUUAUGAUGACCCCUCAGAGCCAUUGCCGAAGCCGCCUACUACUGUGUUGGAUUGGAAGGCUGAUGCGUUGGUGGACUUGGAUGAAAAAUAUACUGAGGAGGAUGAUCCGGACUGGGAUGAUAUCGUCGUUUUGCUGGCAUCGGAGAUUGUGCGGGAUGUUCGAGCUGCGGUCUUCAAACAGCUGAAUUACACCAUGUCAGCUGGGAUCAGCAGGAAUAAAAUGCUAGCAAAGUUAGGCUCUGGCCACAAAAAGCCCAAUUCGCAGACUGUAAUUCGAAACCGAGCAGUUCAGCACUUCUUGUCUGGAUACAAAUUUACCAAAAUCCGCAGCCUCGGUGGCAAGCUGGGAGAUCAGAUUGUGGCCGCCUUCAAUACGGAUACUGUUGCAGAGCUAUUGCCAGUGUCUGUUGAACAGCUGAAAAAACAGCUGGGAGAUGAGACGGGAUCGUGGUUGUAUGAUAUCUUACGAGGUGAAGAUAACAGUGAGGUCAACCCGAGGACCCAGAUCAAAUCAAUGCUGUCUGCCAAGUCCUUCAGACCUUCCAUCAACAGCUUCGACGUCGCUUGCAAGUGGCUCCGCAUCUUUGUAUCAGACAUUUACGGCCGCUUAGUAGAGGAGGGCGUGCUGGAAAACAAGAGGCGGCCCAAAUCGAUCAAUAUACAUCAUCGACAAGGCCAACAGACACGGAGCAAACAAGCGCCUAUUCCCAUGGGCAAGACCAUAUCAGAAGACAUCCUCUUCGAUUUAGCCAAGAACCUCCUCGCGCAAGUCAUUGUCGAUGGGAGAGCUUGGCCGUGCGCAAACUUGUCGUUAUCAGUCGGAGGAUUCGAGGAUGGUGUUACUGGCAACAUGGGAAUCAACUCCUUUCUCGUGCGUGGUGAAGAGGCCAAGGCGAUGCGAGCUGCCAGUUUCCAGCGCGAAGAGUCGUCUGAGAAAGCUCCCUCCAAAAAGAAGCGACGCAUCAAGUACGGAGGCACGCCUAUUGUCUUUGCUCAUAAAUACAACAGCUGGGGCAGUGAUGUUGACGAUGAAAACGAUGAAAACGAUGACGAUGACAAUGAGGCUGCUGCACCCCCUGCUGGAAUAUCUGCAGACUACGAUGACCAAGAAACUACCAACGCAGCCCUCCCUCCCUCUGCACAGCACGCCCAGAAUGAGCCAUCGCGUAUUCCCGCGUGGGCACAACAACAUCAACACCACCACCACCACCGUCCAUCCACCAACCCACCCGAUCUCGACAACGAAGAGAGCGAAACAGCAGCAGCUGCUAUUGCUACAGACGAAGAAACUUAUACGUGUGAACGCUGUCACAAGCGACUCCACCACCAAGAUCGCGCUGAACACGACGAUUUCCAUUUCGCACAAGAUUUGCAGCAGCAACAGCAGCAGACGAGUCCUGGUCGCCGUCCACCACCCAAGCCUGUGCGGCCGCCGGCCCCCUCUUCUUCUUCGAAACAGAAACAGAAACCAAAGGGUAGGGGAAGACCGGUGAGUAAUGGAGUGGGACCUCCUGAGAAAGGGCAGAGGCGGUUGGCGUUUGGGUGA
Molecule: messenger RNA, 2091 nt
Organism: Sphaerulina musiva SO2202
Lineage: Eukaryota; Fungi; Ascomycota; Dothideomycetes; Mycosphaerellales; Mycosphaerellaceae
Product: DNA/RNA polymerase
Exons: 1
Biological process (GO): error-prone translesion synthesis; response to radiation
Cellular component (GO): replication fork; nucleus; site of double-strand break
Molecular function (GO): DNA-directed DNA polymerase activity; damaged DNA binding
Source: RefSeq, a predicted model, not a curated record